This is a messenger RNA of Pan troglodytes (chimpanzee), 1688 nucleotides long. RefSeq lists its product as uncharacterized. NCBI's taxonomy places the organism in Eukaryota, Metazoa, Chordata, Mammalia, Primates, Hominidae. The transcript has 10 exons. Bases 1 to 654 code for a protein of 217 amino acids. The record is from RefSeq and is a predicted model, not a curated record.
AUGCGCGCUCCUGGAAGACCCAGCAGCCCCGCCGCGAAUUCCGAUUGGCUCCGCAGCGCGCCUUCCGUGACGUCACAAGAGCCCGUCUUCGCCGACACCAUAGAGGUGGGCCUCUGGCGACGUCAGAGGCGCGGGUGUUCGGCUACCUCACUGGGGCGCUACGGUGCCUGGAGCUGGGCAGUCUUCUCGUCAGAGUGGGGACUGAUGAUGAUUAUUCCCCACCUUCUAAGAGACAAAGACCAACGAGCCACCACAGCCACCAGUCCCAGAACCCGCCAAUGCUGGGGAACGGAAAAUGAGGGAGUUCAACUCUGGCCCUCACAAUCCAGUGGAGGAGACGAAACUCAUCUGCCUCUGUCCCUCUGGGCACGCCUCAUGCCAGGUGCAUCUGUGGACAGGGGCCAUGCUCCUGGGCUUCCAAAGUUGGAGAAAGCUGCCAGGCUCAGGUCUGAAGGCCAGAAUUCUACAGUAAGUCCUACUGAAUCAAGGUGGGAGCAGGGUCGGUGGCUUCCGAGGCUCUGCGGGAGAAUCCGUUUCCUGGCCGUAGAGGUGGCCUGCACUCCUCAGCUUGUGCUGCCCGUCUCGAAUGACUGGAGUUUCCUGCAUCUGUCACUAUACCUCCCACCCUCUCCAUCACCUGCUCUGCUCUUUUAAGGAUCCGAAGAAAUGGAAUCAUCGUAUCGCUGAUCUACGUAAACAAAUUGAAGAAUUGUCUGAAAGAAAAUAUGCUCGAGCUGUAAAAGCCAAAGGUCCAGUGAUGAUCCCAUACCGUUUUUUCCAGUCUCAUGUUGAAGAUUUUUAUGUAGAAGGCCUUCCCAAAGGAAUUUUUUUUUUUUUUUUUUUGAGAUAGAGUUUUCACUCUUAUCGCCCAGGCUGGGGUGCAAUGGCGCAACCUUGCUGGUCACUGCAACCUCUGCCUCCUGGGUUCAAGAAAUUCUCCUGCCUUAGCCUCCCAAGUCGCUGGGAUUACAGGUGCCCACCACCACACCAGGCUAAUUUUUGUAUUUUUAGUGGAGAUGGGGUUUCACCAUGUUGGCUGGGCCAGUCUCGAACUCCUGACGUCAAGUGAUCUUCCCGCCUCGACUCCUGACAUCAAGUGAUCUUCCCGCCUCGGCCUCCCAGAGUGCUGAGAUUAUAGACGUGAACCUAUGCCUGGCCGGGAAUUUUGUUUUUUAGGAAGGCUUUCUACUAAUGGAAUUCCUGGCCUUGAGAGGAUGUUACUUUCGAAGGAAAGGAUUUUUUUGUUAUUAAAAGAACCACCUAAGCUGAAGAGUCCCUUGAGAACAAGUACUGUCCUGCGGUUUCAUGGCCUUUCUUCCAUUUGUGGUUCUUGCGAAGUGGAAUUUAAAUGACAUCUUAUCAAGAUGGAUAAACCCUAGUUUCCCAGUGCUGGAAUAUAGAAAAUGGAUGGACAAGUAAAUCCCACUCAGCACCCAUAGUCCAGGCAUGGGGACCUCAACACACCUGAGCCCCAGACAUCACCUUUCAUUCUGGACCUACCAUGAAAGACUUCUGAAUCCAGGAAGAGAAACUAACUGGGCAACAUGUUAUUCAGAUGGGGUCUUCUUAUGUUGCCCAGGCUGGUCUCAAAUUCCUAGGCUCAAGUGAUUCCGCCCACCUCUGCCUCCCAAAGUGCUGGGAUUAUGGGCAUGAGCCAGUGCAUCUGGCCACCUUAUUUUCUAUUACUG